Molecule: messenger RNA, 2091 nt
Organism: Thlaspi arvense
Lineage: Eukaryota; Viridiplantae; Streptophyta; Magnoliopsida; Brassicales; Brassicaceae
Source: the annotation of a GenBank genome assembly
AUGCUUCUUCUUCCUUCUCCGCCAAUCGUUUCUUUUCCGGCCAAUCCCAGUCUACUGCCGCUCUCACGGCCGUCUUGGCCGCUGCGAAGAGGGAACCCCGCCGUCGUUUCCGCUGCUUCCAGAGAUGUUGAUAGCUUCACGAGUAAAUCCGGCUAUCUGUUCAGCCUCAGUGCCGAUGAGGCCGAUUCCUUGUCGGAGUACAAUUUUUCCAGGAUCGAUGGUAUGUAUAAGAAGAAACCUCUGAUUCUCCUCCGUAGAUUGGCUCAGAUCGGGACUACGUUUGGUUUCUGGCUUGGGCUUCGCUUAGCCGAUGAGGCUCUCGAGCGGUCUGAGCAGAUGUUCAAGGUACGAGCAGCGGAGCUUAGGAGAUUACUGGUGGAACUAGGUCCGGCGUAUGUCAAAAUCGCUCAGGCUGUUUCUUCUCGUCCUGAUUUGAUACCACCUACAUACUUGGAUGAACUCUCCUUGCUUCAAGAUCAAAUAACUCCGUUUUCAACCGAAGUUGCUUUCAAUAUGAUAGAGGAUGAACUUGGCCUUCCUAUAGAUGAGCUUUUCUCUGAGAUUUCUCCAGAGCCUGUAGCUGCAGCGUCCCUUGGACAGGUAUAUCAAGCUAGGCUCCGUAGAAAUGGAGAGGUUGUUGCUGUCAAAGUGCAGAGGCCUGGUGUGCGAGCUGCUAUUGCUUUGGACACACUAAUUCUACGAUAUAUAGCGGGUUUGAUUAAAAAGGCUGGGAGAUUCAACUCAGAUCUCCAGGCAGUUGUUGACGAAUGGGCAACAAGUCUGUUUAAGGAGAUGGAUUACUUGAAAGAAGCACAAAACGGAAUAAAAUUUAGGAAGUUGUAUGGUAGCAUCAAAGAUGUUUUGGUUCCAAAGAUGUACACAGAGUACAGUACCAGCAAAGUUCUUGUCAUGGAGUGGGUGGAGGGUCAGAAGCUUGCUGAAGUUAAUGAUCUUUAUUUAGUUGAGGUUGGUGUUUACUGUUCGUUUAAUCAACUUCUGGAGUAUGGAUUUUACCAUGCUGAUCCCCACCCUGGGAAUUUUCUUCGUACAUACGAUGGCCAACUUGCAUACUUAGAUUUUGGUAUGAUGGGGGACUUUAGGCCAGAAUUACGUGAUGGAUUCAUGGAAGCAUGUCUUCAUCUAGUAAACCGUGACUUCAAAGCGCUGGCUAAAGACUUUGUAACUCUGGGGCUUCUUCCACCAACAGCUGAAAAGAGCGCUGUGACGAAGGCUUUAACAGAUGUUUUUCAAGAUGCAAUUUCCAGAGGUGUUCGCAAUAUAAGCUUUGGUGACCUGCUUGGCGACUUAGGAAAAACCAUGUACGAAUUCAAAUUCAGAAUACCGCCCUAUUUUUCUCUCGUUAUCCGCAGUCUUGCUGUUUUGGAGGGGAUUGCCAUUGGUAUAAGCCCAAACUACAAGGUAUUGGGCAGUACAUACCCUUGGAUCGCCAGAAAAAUUCUAACAGACAGCUCUCCGCAGCUGAAAAGUUCUCUUCAAUCUCUUUUGUAUGAGGAAGGUGUUUUCCGAAUUGACCGUCUUGAGUCUUUGAUUACUGAGUCUCUUAGGACAGAGACGGCAUUAGUUCAGAAACCAGUGGAAGGCACAGACUCUAAGAUCGUCAUGAAGCAAUUACUUGCUUUUACUUUCACGGAACAGGGUUCUUUUGUAAGAGAAAUAUUUCUUCGAGAAUUCGCUAAGGGUCUUGAUGCAUUUGGAUUGGCAACGUUGGACUCUUUGACAUCUACGACUAUGCCAUUUUCUGGUUCAAGGCCAUUCAACUCCUUGACAGAAGAAGACAUGACAAACCUGAGAACCUUCUAUCGACUCAUCUCGUUGUUCUCAGGGAUGCAGCGGGCUGAAACGCAAGUAAAAGCGGUUAGUAAAUAUGGCGAGGCACUAACGCCUCUAGACGAAGCAUCAUCACUCGUUAUGUAUCAGUUUCCAUCAGCUCAAGAGAUGCUCCCGAUCCUCUCCAUCUUACCCGAGCUUCCACAAGAGUCGCAACAGCGAUUGCUUCAAUUGCCAGGUGACCUUGUUGGAAGAUUGGUUUCUAGGGCUUUCGCUAGAACCAUUCGUAGGAUGUUUCUUUGA